AUGACCUCUCAUGAAGAUGGACCAAUCUUCCUCAACCCCAUAAUCCCGGGCUUCAAUCCAGACCCAACAAUCUGCGUAGUUCCGGCAACAGACUCAACCCCGACGACGUAUUUCCUAUCUACUUCCACCUUUGAAUACUUCCCAGGUUGUGCUAUAUACACCUCAACGGAUCUCAUCAACUGGAAGCUCAUCGGGCACGCACUCACACGCAGAAGCCAGAUCGAGCUGAGAACCGUCGAGCCAGGCGCCGGAAGUUGGGCGAGCACGCUGCGCUAUCGGCCUCAGGAGAAGCGCUGGUAUCUCGCCAACGGGCUCUUUCAGAGAUAUCGACCCACGAAUGAUGAGCGCAUCUUCCCUAGGGGAUUCUAUGUUUGGACAGAUAAUAUCUGGGAUGAAAACUCCUGGUCAGAUCCCGUAUACUUUGACAAUCCCGGAUUUGAUCAAGAUCUCUUCUGGGACGACGACGGAAAGGUCUAUCUCUCAACAACAGUCCGCAUGGGAAAGCGAACCCCAGGCCUCAAACUAAAAGACUUUGCCAUUCACAUUUCAGAAAUCGACAUUUCUACAGGUAGGACCCUCACCCCGCCGCAAGUGAUCCGUGAAUCCCCACACGGAAUCGCAGAAGGAUCACACAUCAUCCGCCGGGGAGAGUACUACUACCUCUUUACCGCCGAAGGCGGCACAGAAGCCGGCCACCAAGAGUGGGUUUUCAGAAGUCAGACGGGGCCAUACGGGCCGUGGGAGGGGCAGGGUAAGGCUCUGUGGUAUAACGGGCCCGAGGAGGAGGUGCAAAGGACCGGCCACUGCGAUGUCUUUCAUGAUGGCAAUGGCAAUUGGUGGGCCGUGCUACUUGGUGUCAGGCCUGUGAAGGCUGGGGAUGAAUAUCUUGAGCCGCAGAUGGGUCGAGAGACGUUUCUGGUCCAGGUUGACUGGGUGGAUGAUUGGCCCGUCUUCAAUAAGGGUCGCAAUAUCGCACUCCAGACCGUUGGCAGGGAAGCGAUUGAGAAGGCCGCCGUCGCUGAUGCUGACGGAGUCAAGUGGAAGGCAGACCUGUCCAGAUCAUCCCUGGAAAUUGGCUGGUAUCACAAGAAUACGCCUAUCAAGCCCUGCCAUAGCCUGACAGAACGUCCCGGCUACCUGAGGCUCUACGGGAACUGCUUUGAUCUCAAUAGUCCCGAAUCGCCGGCGAUGAUUUUGAGGAAGCAGACUUCAUAUAGCGAGACCUUCAAAGCUACAAUGCUCUUCAAACCCAGUCGGGUAGGGUACGAAUCUGGCGUUACCAUAUGGUGGAGUCAGUACUCCUACGCCACCAUUGGCAUUGGCGCAGUUCAACCACAAGAUGGAGGACCCGCCGUCCCGACAAUCAUCACGAGGGAGCCUACGGGCAAGGUCAACAAGCUCAAGGUGGCAUACCCCCUGUUGGAUUCUGCAAUACCCGCCCUUAAUUUAGAUCAGCCGGUAAAGCUGUCCAUCACGGCGAGGUCCUCCGACUAUGAGAUGAGUCUCUCGGUCGAUGGGAUUACGACGACCAGGAUAUUCAAGUCGGAGGCAUUGACUGUCUUUCCUCCCGUAGGAGGUGCUUUCUGUGGCGUCAUGUACGGGAUUUACUCAUUCGGGCAGAGUGAACCGGUGCUGGAUCCUUCAGAUUUCACGGACAUUGAGAUUCUAGAAAUUUGA
This is a messenger RNA of Colletotrichum tamarilloi, 1677 nucleotides long. Its product is annotated as beta-xylosidase. Gene Ontology annotation, molecular function: hydrolase activity, hydrolyzing O-glycosyl compounds. The transcript is spliced from 5 exons. Gene Ontology annotation, biological process: carbohydrate metabolic process. The record is from RefSeq and is a predicted model, not a curated record. NCBI's taxonomy places the organism in Eukaryota, Fungi, Ascomycota, Sordariomycetes, Glomerellales, Glomerellaceae. The coding region runs from base 1 to 1677 and encodes 558 amino acids.